Messenger RNA from Nerophis lumbriciformis (worm pipefish), 2431 nucleotides. It is a transcript of the gene arhgef4, whose product is annotated as Rho guanine nucleotide exchange factor (GEF) 4. Gene Ontology annotation, biological process: intracellular signal transduction. Lineage: Eukaryota; Metazoa; Chordata; Actinopteri; Syngnathiformes; Syngnathidae. The record is from RefSeq and is a predicted model, not a curated record. Gene Ontology annotation, molecular function: guanyl-nucleotide exchange factor activity; protein binding.
AGCAAGGUUGGCUCCUAUGAUGUUGCCUUCCGUGCAUGGAAGGAGAAAUAACCAAGUUGACAACUGAAGCUUGUCUCAGAAAAUAGAGCCGCGUCGUCUUCCUUCAUCUCCAUGCUGGCAGAAUAAACCUUUUUUGUUCAGCAGCCGUGCUUUUCUUCGUUGUUGCUUAGUGCCUUUCACUGCUUUGUUUUUGUGUGCAUGCGGACCCAGCGAGGUUGACAAGGGGUGGCAAUCCUGCUCAGAGAGAGCUGGUAUAGCACCCGGACAGGAAAAUUGUAAGACUUUGGUGGAGUGCAAUGGUGGACAGCAUGGUGGACACUGGUGUCAAGAUUGGUGGAUGCAUCAGAGGGAUUGAAGGUAGCCUGAGCGGCACUUUGCGUUGUGUGUUGUCUCGGUGCUGGAGCUGGGAGAGUCUCCACUCCACCACAGUGAUUCUUCCGGAUGGGCUCUCAAAGAAACUGGGCUCUGGACAAGAUCUGGGCAGUGAAGAAGAUUUGUUGUAUGAAGAAUUCUGCAGUUCUGUUCACUGUUUUGGACAUCCAGGAGGAGGUGGAGGAGAACAGCUGGCUAUCAAUGAGCUUAUCAGUGACGGAAAUGUUGUGUAUGCUGAGGCGCUCUGGGAUCACGUCACCAUGGACGACCAAGAGCUCGCUUUCAAGGCUGCUGACGUCAUCCAAGUGGUCGAUGCCACCAACAAGGAGUGGUGGUGGGGUCGCAACGUGGACAGAGAAGGAUGGUUUCCUUCCAGCUUUGUUCGGUUGCGUGUGAACCAAGAUGAACCCUCAGAGGACUUUCCAACCCACCUGGAAGGUGACCAGUCUGCAGGACAACAACAACAACCGGGUUUUGGAUUGAUUUUGGGACCUGGAUUACCCAGCAAGGAGCAGAUGAGGGCUAACGUCAUCAAUGAGAUUAUGUGCACAGAGAGGGACUACAUCAAGCACUUGGAAGACAUCUGUGAGGGUUACAUCAGACAAUGCCGCAAGAGGACCGACAUGUUCACAGAAGAGCAGCUUCAAACCAUCUUUGGGAAUGUUGAAGAGGUCUACAAGUUCCAGAAAACAUUUCUAACUAUCCUCGAGAAGAAGUUGAACAAGGAACAGCCACAUUUGAGUGAACUUGGCUGCUGCUUCCUUGAACAUAAAACCCACUUCCAGAUUUACUCGGAGUACUGCAACAAUCAUCCCAACGCCUGCAUUCAGCUCUCUCUGCUCUUGAAGGCCAACAAGUAUGUGUUCUUCUUUGAGGCCUGUCGACUUCUCCAGAAGAUGAUUGACAUUUCUUUGGAUGGAUUUUUGCUGACACCUGUUCAGAAAAUCUGCAAGUAUCCUCUGCAGCUGGCUGAGCUGCUCAAAUAUACCAACCCGCAGCACAGGGAGUAUAAAGAUGUGGAGGCCGCCCUAAAUGCCAUGAAGAAUGUGGCGAGUCUCAUCAAUGAGAGGAAACGGCGCCUUGAGAACAUUGAGAAGAUUGCCCAAUGGCAGAGCUCCAUAGAGGGUUGGCGGGGUGCAGAUGUUCUAAGCAGGAGCUCUGAUCUCAUCUUCUCUGGAGAGUUGACUAAACUGUCUCAUCCUCAUGGCAGGAGCCAACAAAGGAUUUUUUUCCUCUUUGACCAUCAGAUGGUGUAUUGCAAAAAGGACCUCCUGCGCAGGGACAUGUUAUAUUACAAAGGUCGGAUGGACAUGGACCACAUGGAGGUCAUAGAUGUGGCGGAUGGAAAAGAGAAGAACUUCAGCAUCAACGUCAGGAACACCUUGAAGUUGCGCUCACUGGCCGGCGAUGAGGUUCAUCUCCUGACGGCCAAGAAAGCCGAACAGAAACAACGCUGGCUCCGAGCUUUUGCAGAUGAGAGGAGGCAGGUCCAGUCUGACCGAGAGACAGGUUUCUCCCUCACUGAGGUCCAAAAAAACCAGGCCAUUCUGAAAGCCUGCCCAUCCGGGAAACCCAAAGUGGUGAGCAGACCUUGCUACGACUUCCUGCUGCGACAGAAACAUCCCGUGGCGACGUCUUUAGCUCCACAGCACGUGUUCAUGUUGGCUGAGCCCAAACGCAAAGCUUCAACCUUCUGGCACAACAUCGGCAGACUGACACCCUUCAAAAAGUAACACAAGCAAGCAAGCAAACUCCAAAUAUGUUUUUUUGGUUGUGAUGAAGGACUUUGGUUUUGUAAAUAACCUUUUAGGUAAAGAACCUGACCUAUAAAAUCUAAUGGAGGACCUGUUGAACAAGUGCAACUGUGCUAUUAGCGCAAAUAUUUUUUGACAGUGUGCUAUUAUUUAUUCUAUGUCAAUUUACAGAAAAGAGGACUUUUGUAAGCAGGAACAUCCUAAUAUAGUCUUGAAAUCGUUCUCUGCUCAAAAAAAAAGCUACUGACCUCAAAAUGUUAUGUUUGUAUUAUAAAGUAUAUGCACACACUAAAAAAUGUUGGGUU